Etheostoma cragini (Arkansas darter) is the source of this 4538-nucleotide messenger RNA. RefSeq lists its product as uncharacterized. Gene Ontology annotation, molecular function: lipid binding. Lineage: Eukaryota; Metazoa; Chordata; Actinopteri; Perciformes; Percidae. Gene Ontology annotation, cellular component: extracellular region; membrane. The transcript has 28 exons. The record is from RefSeq and is a predicted model, not a curated record. Gene Ontology annotation, biological process: lipid transport; lipoprotein metabolic process. The coding region runs from base 1 to 3633 and encodes 1210 amino acids.
AUGAAAAAUUAUAGCCAAUCAGAAGUUCCCAACGAUAAAACGGACUCCAAACAGAUUGAUCAGUUGGUCCUGGCUGGAUUGUUUCGACAGAGCCAAAAUGAGAAAACGCCUUCAUUCACUAGUUACCUGAUCAGGGACAAAGAGGAAAAAAAUGGUGAUGUCUUGGCCAAACAGGCUCCUGGCAGCAAACCGGCCAGCAGAGAGCUGAGCCCAGAUCCCAGCACAGAGGAAGCCGGCUCAGAAAAAGAACAAUCAACAGAAAAAAAAGAGCAAAUAAAAGAGCAGGAGAAGAUAGCCGAACCUAAACAGGAAAAAGGGGGAAUAUUCAGCGGGUUGUUCAAAAAGUCUCUGAAACCAACAAAAGCUGCUCAAACUGACGAGGACCAACAGUCUGUACAUGAUAACCUGUGGGGCAGUAAUGAUAACAUGUCUGAAAACUCAAAGCCGGAGAAAGGAGGCCUUUUCCGUGGAAUAUUAAAAAAAUCUCCCAAACCGUCUGAGGUGCCCCGACUAGAGGAGGGGAAAGUAGGUUUGUUUAGUGGACUCCUCAGAAAGACUCCCCAAGCAACUGCAGAGGCGAUUCUAUCAGCGCAGAAAGAUCUCUCAGCCAGCAAUGACAGGCUCUCUGAAGCUGCUAACGCAAAGGAAACAAAGUCACAUGUCGAUGAGCUCUCAGACAGCAGUGAUGCUCUUAACACCAAGGAGAAAGGUGAAGGGCUGUUCAGCCAACUGCUCAAAAGAAAAACAUCAAAUUGUGUCUUUCAGGAACAAGAAGCUCCAAAAAAGCAGUCAGGUGGCAAUGAUAGCCUGCCUGAGAAUAACACCACGAAGGAGCUGAAGGUGAUCAGAGAAAAACGGUUAUCUGGGAGCUGUGAGAAUCUGUCUGACCCCAGCGUCCCAAAGGAGAAAAAAAGUGGCCUGGCGGGCAUCUUUAAAAGAUCAGCCAGUAUCGACAACCUGUUUGAUGAGGAGAAAGGGGGGCUGUUCAGCGGACUGAAGAGAACACCCAAAGCGCCCGGAGACACUGUAGAGGACAAAGAUGACCAGAAGGAGCUGUCAACAAUUAAUGGCAGUCUCUUUGACAACACCAGGGAAUCAAACGAGGAUAAGAAGUUAUCUGCCAGCUGGGAAAAUCUGUUAGAAGCAAACACAUCAAAGGAGAAGACUGGAGGACUGGCAGGGAUCUUCAAGAGGUCUUUCAAACCAGCUCCGCGCUCAAUCGCAAAUGAGGAUCCUCUCAGUGACACAUUGGAGUUGUCUGCCAGCUGCGAUAGCCUUGCAGACACUACCAAGGAAAGUGAGGACAUGGAGGCACCGGAAGGAGGCAGGCUGAGACACAGGAGAACCAUCAGGAAGAAAAGACGAGUUGUGUCAUUCCGAGUCAAGAAAACUCUUCCCAAAAUACCAACACUGGAUGUACCUUCACAGAGUUCAGACAAGAUGCCUCUUAUUGAGGAGGCUGUAGAGCUGCAGGAGCUGAACCGAGCACAGGAGAGCACAGUAGAGGUCCACACUUUGGAGAUGGCAGCUUACACUACUGAAGAUAACCCUCUAGAAUCUGAGGAGGAAAAUGAUGAUUUGAUGGAGUGGUGGAACACAGUCAAAGGAUGGGCAGAGUGGAACGAGACAUCUAAUUUCUAUGAAGAUGAUUGCCAAAUGUCAAUGGAGCAGGCAGCUGACCGUGUCUACAUGGCAGCCCGUCUCUUUGUGCGUCUUUUCAACAAGCGGGGGGCGUCCUUACAGCAUCGCAUCCUGGAGCUUUUGGCUCUGGCCGACGCUGCCGAUGACUUCCACAAAAAAACGGUGAAAGCUGCUGUGGGUGGAGGGGUAGCCAGUGUUGCUGGCAGCCUGGCAACAAUCACGGGGCUCAUUCUGGCACCAUUCACCUUUGGUGCCUCUGUUAUUGUCACAGCAGUGGGGAUCAGUGUGGCGACGGCGGGCAGCAUCACCUCAGCAACAGCCAACAUCACAGAUACAGUUCACUCUAACAUGGACCGUAAGAAGCUUGAGAAGAUGAUCCAGGGCUACCAGGAGGAGAUCAGCAACAUCAGGGAGUGUUUGGAGUUUGUGCAGGCAGGAAUGGACACCCUGCAAGAGUGGGACUUUGAGAAAUACUCAAAGAGCGCAACCAAAAAGGCUCUAAACCACAACGUCCGGCAUGUGAUGAAGGAGGGUGGCAUGGCCGGAAAAGCCCUGUUGAUAAACACAAACAAACUGGUCACUACUGUGCAGGUUUUGGGCGCUGCAGGCGGUGUUGCCAAAGCCGCCAAGGCCAUCAGCAUUACCACAGGGGUGAUGUCGGCGCUCUUCCUGGCUCUGGAUAUUUUUUUCCUCGCCAAAGACUCCCACCAACUCCGCAAGGGCGCCAAGACCAAAUUUGCCACCAAGAUCAGGGAGGUGUGCAAAGAACUCCAGGACGGCCUUCUGGAGUUGAACAAGGUAAAGACGCAGCUGCAGAAGACCAUGGACGGCAUCGAGGUGGAGGAGUAUGAGGAGGUGGAGGAAGUAGAGGAGGAAGUCGAGGACGAUCCCAGGAAGUUGGCUGAGCUGGAGCAGGAACUGGACCUACUGGAGGAGCAACUGGACAGGAAGGUUGAGGAGGAGCAGAAGAGUAAAGAGAUGGGGAAGGAGCAAAUGAAAAGUAAGAAGAAAAAGAAGGAGAAGAGCGUGAAGGAAAAAGAAGAGCCAGAGGAAAAGAAGGACCAAGAGGAGAUGGCAGAUAAGGAUGCCAAAGCAGUGGGAAAGAAAAAAAGUAAGAAGGCAAAAGGUGAGGGAGAAAGCAAGAUUGAGUCAAAAUUAGAGAAGUUUUCUGAAGAGGAAAAGGAGCAGAAAAAUGAGACUGUCAAAGCAGAUAAAAUGGAUGUUUUAAAACAACAAUCUCAGAUAGGAAAGAAGAACAACGAAACUGAGAACCACAAGGAUAAAGAGAAAAAGAAUACUGGAAAAGAGCACAAGGAAAUAAAGAGGAGAUCAUAUAUAGAGAUAGAGCCUGAAUGGAGAUUAGUGAAUACAGAGAAAGAGCUGGAAAGUGGGAGUACAGGGAGAAGCAGGCAUAGGAGCGACAAAGAUCCACCCAACAGGACUGAAAGAGGGAGCAAACAGGAAAGGAAAGAAAGCGGUAAGGAUAGAGUUGGCGACAAGGACAGAAAACAAAGUGAUGUAACAGAGAGCUGGAGGACAGAGGAGGAGAGAGGAGUGAGGGAUUGGAGAGCUGAUGUGGCAGAAGGUAGAGAGACGCAGAGAGAAGAAAGAGAGACGGAGAGAGGGACGGAAGAGGAAGUUCAGGGGAAAAGCGAUGUGAGGAAGGAGCGGCAUCUAUGGCAGGAACUGGCGAUGGGGAAAGAGGAUUGGGAAAGAGAGCGUGAGAGCAGCAGGGAGGACUUAAAGAGGAGUCACCGCAGGAGAGGAAUUGCUUGGCAUGAUAACCACAUGGAGAGGGGUGGGGAGAAACAGGGAAGCAGGAGCGAGAAGAGGAAGUUUAGGAGAGCAGGGGGUGAGAAGGAGGAGGAGAGGGGGAAGAAGAAAGAGGAUGGAGAGAGGAGAGGAAGUGACAGAGGCAUAGAGAAGGAACACAGGCACCAAGGAUCUGUACGGGGCUCCAAGACGCUGCUGGAAGAUGGUCUGUAUAUUUAAUUUUAAAGAUCUUAUCUGCUGCCCUUUUACUUUUUGAGGCAUUUUAGGCCUUUAUUAGUCUAUAUCCACGACGUUCCACUUCUGAGAUUGUUCAGCGGCGCCGGAAAUUCUGCCUGAUGUCUUUUAUUGUUCCUCAGAUCUCCGCAGGGUAAAUCCAGACAGCUAGCUAGAUUAUCUGUCCUGUCUGAGUUCCCAACUCACAUAAACAUGUAUCACCCAAACAAGUUCCUUCCUAAGGAUAUUUUGCAGAGGACGAUUGUGAUUGGUUUAAAGAAAUGCCAAUCAACCAGAGCAUGUUCUUCUCUCAUCCCGGAAUGACUAGCCAGACCCUACUCCACAGCGCUGUGGAGGAAGGUCUGGCAAUGCGAGACUAGGCCUUGAUCUGACAGGAGAGUUUAGACAUGAUAGGAGAGGGAGACGGGAAUGACAUGCAGCAUAGGGCUGCAGGUCGGAACCAAACCCGCGUCCACUGCAUUGAGGACUGAACCUUUUUAUAUGGGCACACGCUCCACCAGGUGAGAUAACCUGGCGCACAUUGUGGCACUUUUAAACAUUAAUACGAUUCAGUCAUGCUGGCUAUUAAGAGUUGGGUUUUUAAAAUUUCUGCAGAAACAAAUGUAAAUAGAAGAUGAAAACAUUUCCAACUGUAGAGAAAAGGAAAGACUGGUAAUGGUCGUCAAGUCUGAUAUGAGGAAGCCUGUCUUCCUACUUUGGAUUUCUUUCUCUCCAGUUCACUGUGAAUAUAGCAGGAGAAAAAAAAUCUGCCUGUUUGUACAGUUGUAAGUUUAGACCGUAUUCUUCACAGAAACCCAUAAUAAACAUAGAGAAUUAAGUUAAAAUGUAAUCAAGUUACACAUUGAAAUGUUUUUGACUUCCUAAGGAGAGUAUAUGACAGAAAAAGGUUG